AAAACUAAAAAAAAAAUUCCUCGGCUGAUUUAAACAAAAAUGUCAAAUUUUUCAGUGGCCAUUUCGUAAAUUGGAAAAUCAAAAUAAUUCAUUUAUUUGAAUCUGCAGACAUACGUUGCAAUUUGCAAAUGACUCCAAUCGCAAUAGGGCGAAUGCUGUACGGGGGCUCACGCUUCAGCCGCAAGCUCAUAAAUACUUCUCGUGCGCUCACAUCAGGCUUAUGGCACACCAUGAUUAAUAGUGUCAUGCUACAGACACAUGCGGGAAUUAAGUGCGCAGAAAAGAGAGCGUAUAUGCCUCCCUGCAAUCUAUAUUCUAACUAUUUAGAAUCCCCGCAUCUUGUGUAUUUGAUACACCGUCGCUACUCAACAUGUGAGAAAACAUCAACGCAGAUACUGUCUAAAUUAUUCCCGCAGACAUCAAUGGAGCUAGACGAUGAGGCGAGUCGUGAUCGACGUAAGCGUGAGGAAGAGGAAGAACUUAGGGAAAUGGAGCGGGCCUGGAAGCGUAUGAAAAUAGGGUUUGGGGUCUUUGGUGUGGGAGGUGUGAUUUUCUCUUUUUGGGCUAUUUACUUCUUUGGUAAGCCGUCGCUUGAUGAACAAGGAAACGAAGUUACGGACGAAUUCAGCUCUUUGCCGCUGGUUAAGCAAUACUUGGCGCGUACUUUUAAGUCACUUAAUCAUUUUCAAAGGUUCAUUCAGGAACCCUCAAGCCAGAAAUUGCUGCCUGAUCCGCUACAGGCACCUUAUGUUCAACCCCCCUACACACUGGUACUUGAGGUUAAGGACCUGCUUAUACAUCCCGAUUGGACUUAUCAAACGGGGUGGCGUUUUAAAAAACGUCCUGGCGUGGACGUUUUCUUAAGGGAAUGUUCCAAGUAUUUUGAGAUUGUUGUAUAUACAGCCGAGCAAGGAAUGACUGUUUUUCCGCUGCUUGAUGCCCUCGAUCCCAGCGGCUAUAUAAUGUACCGUCUUGUGCGUGAUUCAACUCACUUCGUUGGUGGCCACCACGUGAAGAAUCUUGAUAAUCUGAAUCGCGAUCUCAAGCGCGUGGUAGUCGUAGACUGGGACAAAAACUCGACAAAAAUGCACCCGGGAAACACAUUUUCGAUACCACGCUGGUCUGGAAACGACGAUGACACAACAUUAUUUGAUCUAAUCUCGUUCCUAAGCGUGCUCGGCAGCAGUGAAGUGGACGAUGUGCGGGAGGUUCUUCAAUAUUAUAACCAGUUUGAGGAGCCCAUUGCUAAGUUUCGCGAAAAUCAACGAAAGCUUUGUGAACAGAUGCAGGCCGAUGAAUUUGAGAAGUUGAGUAAGCCGAAGCCUAUGGUAAAGAACUGGUCGCGCGGCUUCAUGAAGCCCUAAAGGUAUAUCGUAGAAGCCUUUUAGGUUUAGAAUUUAACGUUCGUUGCCUUUUCAUUGUUGUGAUUUAACAAAUUAUUCUCAAAAUAAUGUGUAUAUUUAUUUACUCUUAAACCCAAGA
Messenger RNA from Drosophila novamexicana, 1482 nucleotides. It is a transcript of the gene ttm2, whose product is annotated as mitochondrial import inner membrane translocase subunit TIM50-B. Lineage: Eukaryota; Metazoa; Arthropoda; Insecta; Diptera; Drosophilidae. Gene Ontology annotation, molecular function: phosphoprotein phosphatase activity. Bases 129 to 1364 code for a protein of 411 amino acids. The transcript has a single exon. The record is from RefSeq and is a predicted model, not a curated record.